Messenger RNA from Strongylocentrotus purpuratus (purple sea urchin), 1621 nucleotides. RefSeq names its product melatonin receptor type 1B-B-like. Gene Ontology annotation, molecular function: G protein-coupled receptor activity. The record is from RefSeq and is a predicted model, not a curated record. Gene Ontology annotation, biological process: G protein-coupled receptor signaling pathway. Gene Ontology annotation, cellular component: membrane. The transcript has 5 exons. NCBI's taxonomy places the organism in Eukaryota, Metazoa, Echinodermata, Echinoidea, Camarodonta, Strongylocentrotidae. Bases 143 to 1318 code for a protein of 391 amino acids.
GAAAUAGGUGUUUUGUUCUCUAACUCCACAUUGUCAGUGCCUCAUCACCAGGCCAUUUGUCACCAAAUCAUUCUCUUGAUCUCAAAUAUCCAGGUCGCUGUCAUCAGCAUCCACAUCGUCGUUACUGACGGCGACCACGACGAUGACGACGACCUCGAUAUCUUUUGGUUCCGUGGCUGACGUACUUCUUUCGACGAUUUCAACAUCCUUCGAAAACCAUAUGCCAUCCACGAGUAUGUUAGAACCGGUUUCGACUGCGUUCCCCAAUUCUACUCUGAACCAGACUGCACCGGAUUCUACCGGUUCUAACGGGAAUCCAACAGCGACACAGGUCGUACUGAUGGCUGCUUUCAUUAUUUGCAUGAUCUGGGGAAACAUAGGAAACAUGUUAGUCAUGGGCGCAAUCUUGAUCGACAAGAAGUUACGUAAUACCGUGGCUAACAUCUUCAUCUUCAAUCUCGCAAUAGCGGAUUUCUGUGUGACGUCAUUUGUUGAUCUAUCCUAUGUUCUCGGAAACAUCUACCCGCAGUUGUUUAAAAGCAAGUCGAUUCUUUGCAACAUGGCAGCCUCUGUAUGCAUCAUCAGCUGCACAUGCUCUAUGUGGAGCAUCUGUUCCAUUAGCAUCAACAGAUACAUAUGCAUCACUAAGUCCAAAUAUUACGGAACCAUCUACACUCGACGGAACACCCUCCUCAUGACGGCUAGUCUUUGGAUCCUAUGCGCUUUCAUCGAUUUACCCAACUAUAUCGGGCUCGGCGCACACAUUUUUGAUGUCAAGAAAAUGGGAUGCUCAUUCGACCGACUGGGGCACUACGGCUACACGUUUUACUUCAUCGGGAUGGGCGUGGUGAUUCCUCUCUGUCUUGUUCUUUUCUGUUACAUCCGGGUAUUCAUAUUCGUCAGAGAGAGCGAAAGAAGGAUUCAUAGCUGGCAAACACAGGGCGACCAGGCUGCUCGAAGCCAGAUGCCCCGGGUGUCGAAGGCCGACCGUCGUCUCAUGAUCACCGUCUUCAUCAUCUUCAUCGUUUUCUUGACCUGCUGGACGCCGUACGUCAUCAUCGUCCUCACCGACGUCAACAACGUGUAUCCGAAAGAGCUCUACGUCGGGGCCGUCAUCAUGGCUCACCUGAACUCUAGUCUUAACAGCAUUCUCUACGGGAUUACAAACCGAAGGUUCCGAGAAGGAUACAAACGCUUACUCCUCAUCCGUCGCUGCGGCUGUGGCAUCUCUGUAAACAAUACCAACAACUCCACAACGGAGUCGGCGGAUCCUGACGUCGGCAAAUCAAGGGCAUGCGAAGAGAGUCAGAUUACCUAGCUUCAUUUCGCCAUGACACCGACGAACAAGGAAACCAUGGGCGUCAAUCCUUACGUAAUACCUAUUGUUCAGGGGGUGAAUGAAUAGAUCACCCCCCCCCCCUGAACAAUAGGUAUCAAUGACAGAUUUACGCCCAUGAAUGAAACCCAGGGUCUAAUCUGUCUUUGAGCAAGACAUUAUUAUCUAUAUUUCUCUGAAUGUGGAAUGUAAUGUGCAGAAUAGUUUUUAAAUUGAGGGACAGGGAUAAUAACAAUCGGUAUCACUGUAAGUGCAAUGCGGGUCAGCUAAUGUAUACUGGGUGGA